Chelonoidis abingdonii (Abingdon island giant tortoise) is the source of this 2206-nucleotide messenger RNA. The record is from RefSeq and is a predicted model, not a curated record. NCBI's taxonomy places the organism in Eukaryota, Metazoa, Chordata, Testudines, Testudinidae.
UCGGAGGAAGCAAGUAGCUUAGGACUCUCUCUCUCUCUAAGAUCUCUUUCCAACCUCUCAUUUCUCUGCCCGUCGCCAUUUCUGGAGCAGGUUUUUUUUAUUAUUAUUUGGCAGUAUUGUCCUUUGAGGGCUUGGCGCCUCCUGGAUUGUUUCUUCCCUCCUUUAGUUUUUAUUUUUGGAGGGUCUCUCUUUUUAUUUUUUAUUUUUUUGUUUGCAGGAGGGGUGGUUGGGUGUAUUUAUUUUUGCUCUAAGGUGGGGAGCAGGGGCUGAGCGUGGAGGAGAUGAGAGCCCAGGCACGGGAUGCCUGCAGCAAUCAGAGAGGAGGCUCAGAGGAUCUCCUGCUGACUUGAGAGAGAGGCGCGCGCGCACACACACACACACACACACAGGCAGAUUACUGAGGAAUUUAAGGGGGGGCGGAAAAACCCUACCAGAAGAACUCGUGGAGCCAUGAGCAGCGCUGUGUUGCUGACUCACCUUCCAGACCCCAGCAGCAGCUUCAGGGAAGACGCCCCCCGCCCCCCUGUGCCAGGCGAGGAAGGAGAGACACCAUGCCAACAGCCUGCAAGCUCGUUUGUCAUGAAAAGCCAAAGCUUCAAGGCCAUGUCAAUUUCUUCCAACCCAAGGAGGAAUGAGGAUGGUCUUGGAGAGCCGGAAGGCAGUGCAUCUCCAGACUCCCCUCUGGCAAGAUGGACCAAAUCCCUGCAUUCCUUGUUGGGGGAUCAAGAUGGUGCCUGUCUUUUUCGGACCUUCCUGGAAAGAGAGAAAUGUGUGGAUACCUUAGACUUCUGGUUUGCCUGCAAUGGCUUCAGGCAGAUGGACCUUAAGGAUACCAAAACUUUAAGAGUAGCCAAAGCUAUAUACAAAAGGUACAUUGAGAACAACAGCAUUGUCUCCAAGCAGCUCAAGCCUGCCACUAAGACCUAUAUAAGAGAUAAUAUCAAGAAGCAGCAGAUCGAUUCUAUAAUGUUUGAUCAGGCACAGACUGAAAUUCAGACUGUGAUGGAGGAAAAUGCUUACCAGAUGUUUUUAACUUCUGAUAUAUACCUCGAAUAUGUAAGGAGUGGGGGAGAGAAUCCUGCUUAUAUUAACAGCAAUGGACUGGGGACCUUAAAAGUUGUCUGUGGCUAUCUCCCAACCUUGAAUGAAGAAGAAGAAUGGAGCUGUGUGGACUUUAAAAACAAAAUCUUGCCUUCUGUAGUUGGGCUAUCCAGCAAGACUUUGAGGGUUACAGCAAAUGUCAGAGCUACAGAAACGGCUGAGAAUGGAUACAGGUCAUUCAAGAGGAACGAUCCUAUUAACCCAUACCAUGUGAAUUCUGGCUAUGUUUUUGCCCCAGGAACUAGCGCAAAUGAUAGUGAAAUAUCUAGUGAUGCCCUGACUGAUGAUUCCAUGUCAAUGACGGACAGUAGCGUAGAUGGAAUCCCUCCUUAUAGACUUGGGAGCAAGAAGCAGCUCCAGAGGGAAAUGCAUCGUAGCGUUAAGGCCAAUGGUCAAGUUUCUCUACCUCAUUUUCCGAGCACAAAGAAGGCCUACAAUUUGGAGUCCACCAAAGGGAUCCCUGGUGAGCGCCCGGCCCGCCACCACCUGUGGGGGAACAACAAUCACCCACGCGGGGCACAGCCUGCCCACCCGUUUGUCCAGGAUCCCACCAUGCCCCCGCUGACCCCACCCAACACCCUCGCCCAGCUGGAGGAAGCCUGCCGCAGGCUAGCGGAAGUGUCCAAGCCUCCGAAACAAAGAUGUUCAACCUCAAAUCAGCAGAGGGAUCGAAACCACUCAUCUUCUGUUCAGGGGGGAAAUGCCCCUUUUUGCAAUGCAAGUCUAACUACAGAAGAUCACAAAGAACCAAAGAAGCUCCCAGUGGUUCAUGCCUCCCAGUCCAGCGAGUUGGUUGUCACUUAUUUUUUCUGUGGAGAAGAAAUACCCUAUAGGAGGAUGUUAAAGGCCCAGAGCCUGACACUUGGGCACUUUAAAGAGCAGCUGAGCAAAAAGGGAAAUUAUAGGUAUUAUUUCAAAAAAGCAAGCGACGAAUUUGACUGUGGUGCAGUUUUUGAAGAAAUUUGGGAAGACGACACAAUUCUGCCCAUGUAUGAAGGAAGGAUUCUUGGGAAAGUAGAGAGGAUUGAUUGAUGGCAUCUGUGUUUCUUUAAUGCAACCUAAGCUAAAGAUGUCUUUGGACACACAACAAUAGCAGCAACAACAA